Messenger RNA from Lates calcarifer (barramundi perch), 1339 nucleotides. Its product is annotated as cell adhesion molecule 2. The transcript has 6 exons. Lineage: Eukaryota; Metazoa; Chordata; Actinopteri; Centropomidae. The coding region runs from base 278 to 625 and encodes 115 amino acids. The record is from RefSeq and is a predicted model, not a curated record.
AGCAGCUGGGGGAGGAAAGGGAGGGGUCGGAAAUCGAGAGCGUGUGCUGCAUGACUCACGAGUGCUGCUGGGCGAAAAGUAUAACUACAUACUGUAUUUCACAGACGCAGUUUUAGACGCGAGAACAGAGUCACACGGAGUUUAAAUUUCAAACUUGAGUUAGCAGUGUGUGUUAGUUUUCUCCACCUCUGUUUGUCAGCUCGGGGAAAAGUUGUUUGUCCAGGUUUUUCAGAGACGCUCCGCUGCGCCCAGGUCGGCAGUGAGUUCAACAGCAACCAUGAACGGUUCAGAUACGAUGCAUUUACCAACAGACUCCACAAAUAUGACCACAGCCGUGACGGAGAAAACAACUAUGGGGCCUUUAACAUCUCUUCCCACACAAGCAGACACCACCAUGAUUCAGGUGGUAACAACAGCAGCCCCUGCAGGUCCAGACUCAGCAGUUAUUGCAGUGGUUAUUGUUCUCAUCCUGCUGACGGUGGCUGCUUUGGCCUUCCUGCUUUACCGGUAUCUCUGCCACAAUAAAGGAGACUACAGGACGACAGGGGAGCUUGCUCCAGGCGAGGACCCCGAUGAGGAGUACAGUAACCAGGCUGCCAGUGAAAAGAAGGAAUACUUCAUUUGAACGAGGUGGAUGACUUGCAGGUAGUGAGUGGAGCUUAGGAAAGAGAAGAAAUAGGACUGUAUUUGUGUGUUUUUUUUCUGUAUCUGUGGUUUGAGGGAAGGCCGCUACCUGCUGCACACUGUUUUAGAGGAAUACCUUGUUUAAGAUUUUGCUCUAAAAACUGCACAGGUGCACAAGCAAAACCAAAGAUGCAAUUAUCACUGUCAGAGUGAAAAUUGAUGGACGUGGAGCAGGUGACAGACAGCAGUUGUGUGCAGAUUAGCAGAGAUCAGCGUGAAACAGGUGGUGGGAUUUUAAAACGUCUACAGUCACAGUUACAUGAUCGGUUAAUACUUAGCAACUAUUAAAAUGUAAGGUUAGCUUGUAUCUUACACUAUUUAUCAGCUGUGUUUCGGUUUUUCUUCUUAGUAUUUGCAAUUUCUUGUUUCUUUCAGACAUACUGUAUUGUUCCCCCCUUGUACAAGACAUGCUCUGGUGCUAUUGAGGGCAGUUGCCUUUAUAUUGAUUUGCUUUUAAAAUAAUUUUUCUAUGCAGUUCUUUAAUAAGCUAGUCAAAAACAAUGUCCUCCUUUGAGCGCAGGACAGCAAAUUUUAUUUGCUGCAUUUGAUUUCAUUGUACCUGGCUUUUUUUUGUACAGUUCCUCUCCAGACUUUGUUACUGGUAACUUCCCUAUUUUAAAAAAUAUGGAAGGCAAUAAAACAUGUUUUUCAACUA